Photinus pyralis (common eastern firefly) is the source of this 2791-nucleotide messenger RNA. Its product is annotated as cartilage oligomeric matrix protein-like. Gene Ontology annotation, biological process: cell adhesion. Gene Ontology annotation, cellular component: extracellular region. The record is from RefSeq and is a predicted model, not a curated record. Bases 16 to 2565 code for a protein of 849 amino acids. NCBI's taxonomy places the organism in Eukaryota, Metazoa, Arthropoda, Insecta, Coleoptera, Lampyridae. The transcript has 10 exons. Gene Ontology annotation, molecular function: calcium ion binding.
CGAUGAUGCUGCGCGAUGUUGCCACAUGAUGUUUUUUUUCUUGUAUCCGCUAAUAUUAACUACCUACACUUAAUUGUUACAGGUGCUAUUUUAGAAGCUCUCAAUGCACUUAUAAAAGCCGUGAAUACACUAACAGUAGAUGUCCGUAACCAACACCAGGUUAUUGACCGACUCAGAGUCUUACUAGAAAACUGCAAUAUUUGCAAUUCCGCUUCUAUAACCACUCAACCGACAUGCGGCACGCACCCCCCGCAAUGUUUCGCUCGCGUGCAAUGCCAAGACACACCUAACGGUCCCAGAUGCGGACCGUGUCCCUACGGAUUUGUCGGAAACGGAUACGAAUGCACGGCCGUUCGUACAUGCCGAGAUUAUCCCUGUUUCCACGACGUCCAGUGCAGGGAUACCGAUCACGGUUACGAAUGCGGUCCGUGUCCAGCAGGAUACGAGGGGGACGGAGAGCAUUGUGCUAAACGUAGCGGAUGCGAAUACAGCCCCUGUCAUCCAGGUGUACAGUGCAUUCCAAUAAACGCUCAUCCCUUUUACCGAUGUGAAGGCUGCCCGCCUGGAUUUACCGGCAAUGGAACAGCGUGUCGGGAUAUAGACGAGUGCGAUCUGGAAGAACCUUGUCAUCCAGAUGUCGAAUGCACAAACUUAAAUCCGGGCUAUCGUUGCGGACCUUGUCCGCCAGGGUACACCGGAAGCUCCGGAUUUUCAGGUAUUGGUCUCGAGGAAGCUCGGUUCAGACGACAAGACUGUCACGACAUUGACGAAUGCGCCGAGGGAAUCGCAAACUGCGUUCCUCACUCGUAUUGCCGAAACUUAGAGGGCUCUUACAGAUGCGAAGGGUGCGACCCGGGAUACAUGGGGAACCAAUCUAUGGGCUGCCAUACUGAACUGGGUCUUUGCCCCGAUGGAAGUCGUUGUCACCAACACGCCGAGUGCUACCAAAUCAUGUACGGACGGUACGGUUGUAAAUGCAAGAUUGGGUUUGCCGGUGAUGGCGUCGUCUGCGGGCCGGAUCAGGACUUAGACGGUUGGCCUGAUUUUACCUUGAACUGUCGAGAUCCGAGAUGCAAAAAGGACAAUUGUCCGGAUAAACCGAACUCUGGGCAAGAAGACGCAGACCGCGAUGGGUUAGGAGACGCCUGUGAUCCUGACGCUGACAACGAUGGAAUUCCAAAUCAUCCAGACAACUGCCCGUUAAUACCUAACCCGGAUCAAGCCGAUACAGAUAUUGGGGGCCCAGAUAAGCAAGGGGACGCGUGUGACAAUUGCCCGACCGUUCCAAACUACGACCAAUCUGACAUAGACGGUGAUAGUAAGGGAGAUGCGUGCGAUGACGAUAUGGAUGGCGAUGGAAUAUUGAACGGUAAAGAUAAUUGCCCCAGAAAGUCGAACUCUGACCAGACCGAUUCGGAUGGCGAUGGUCUUGGGGACGUUUGCGACAAUUGUCCGUAUCAUUACAACCAAAACCAGCAGGAUUCAGACAAUGACCUCGUCGGUGACGUGUGCGACAACGAUAGGGAUCAGGACGGAGAUGGAAUUAAUGAUGACGUUGAUAAUUGUCCGGUAAUUCCAAACAGCGACCAGCUCGAUACCGACUUGGACGGCGCUGGCGACGCAUGCGAUCCAGACGCUGAUGGCGAUGGUAUCAGAAACGACAAGGAUAAUUGUCCCCUAAUCCCGAAUCGGGGCCAGGAAGACAGCAAUCACAACGGCAUCGGAGAUAUAUGCGAGAAAAAUUUAGAUGGCGACCCAGUUGACGACCCAUUUGACAACUGUCCCAAUAACUCGCUUAUAUACGCCACCGACUUCAGCAAGUACCAAACAGUAGUGUUAGAUCCAGAAGGGGAAUCGCAGAUAGAUCCAAACUGGGUCAUUUAUAACAAAGGAGCCGAAAUCGUGCAAACCAUGAAUAGCGAUCCAGGGUUGGCCGUUGGCCACCACAGCUUUGGUGGGGUAGAUUUUGAGGGAACUUUCUUUAUUGAUACCGAAAUUGACGAUGAUUACGUCGGAUUCGUCUUUAGUUACCAAAGCAGUAAGCGGUUUUACACGGUAAUGUGGAAGAAGAACAAGCAAACGUAUUGGCAACCGACCCCAUUCCGUGCAGUCGCCGAACCCGGCAUCCAGCUGAAGCUGAUCGACUCUGUCACAGGUCCCGGUCAGUUACUAAGAAACUCCCUAUGGCACACUGGGGACACCAAAAACCAGGUGAAACUCUUGUGGAAAGACCCCAGAAAUGUCGGUUGGAGAGAAAAAACCUCCUACCGCUGGAUUUUAAUACACAGACCGAACAUUGGCCUCAUUCGUUUACGAAUUUAUGAAGGCGAACGACUGGUUGCCGAUUCGGGAAAUGUCUUCGAUACAACAUUGCAAGGCGGUAAAUUGGGCGUAUUCUCGUUUUCGCAAGAAAUGAUAAUUUGGUCUGACUUAGUUUACCGAUGUAACGACAACGUUCCAGAGGCGAUUUAUCGCGAACUUCCUCCCAAUCUGAGACAGAAGGUGCAUAUUGAUCACGGAACAAUUUAUUCAAAUCAGCUUGUAGUUGUAUAUGAUAAAAAAUAACAUGUAUUGUAGUUAUUACUUGCGUGCCAUAAACCAAAGCAUACGUUUACUUUCGUAAAUAACAAAGUUGUAAUAUUUCGCUGAAAUUCUGUUACUUAAUACCUGGUGUACUUAUUUAAGAACUAAUGAGUAAUACAUUUACCUUUCGCGCAACUGGAUUAUUAACCACCACUCCUAACGUUUAUACCCACACUAGAACUCAAAGAAUAAAUCCUUUGUAGUGUGU